Molecule: messenger RNA, 2367 nt
Organism: Penicillium odoratum
Lineage: Eukaryota; Fungi; Ascomycota; Eurotiomycetes; Eurotiales; Aspergillaceae
Gene: chl1
Product: DNA helicase
Exons: 6
Coding region: 1-2367 (788 amino acids)
Biological process (GO): nucleobase-containing compound metabolic process; establishment of sister chromatid cohesion
Cellular component (GO): nucleus
Molecular function (GO): DNA helicase activity; DNA binding; hydrolase activity, acting on acid anhydrides, in phosphorus-containing anhydrides
Source: RefSeq, a predicted model, not a curated record
AUGGAUCUGACUGACAAGACAAAAUCCCACAGGUACCGUGACGAUGACGACCCAGAAUGGAUGGUCGAAUUCGCCAAACGUGACUCGCGACGGGCCAUAACGGAGAAGAGACAAGAGUUUGAAACCAGACUCGCAAAAGUCAAACAAGAGGAAGACCGUCUGAAACAGGCCCAGGGAAGUCAGGAACGACCUCGGAAAAAACAGCGAGUGGCUGAGCCAGAGUCGCUGGGGGAGCUCGAUGACGACAGUCAAUUUGUUCUCGAUGAUUAUGAUAGCGAAACGGACCAAAAGAAGAAGCCGAGUGACUCAGGCGGGGUUGAUGGCUUGUCUGCCAGCACGCUAGCUUUAUUAGAGCGAUUCAAGGGAAAGUUCUCCUCUCAGGGGCAGGAAGAUGAGGAAGAUGACUCAGUCAAGAUCUUCUACUGCUCUAGAACGCACUCGCAGUUGAGCCAAUUUGCUGGUGAGCUGCGGCGGGUUGCAUUUCCAUCGAGUAUACCCAACGUGCCCGAUUCGGACCAAGACGGUCUGUCCAAGCUGGAAGAGCGGAUCAAACACCUUUCGCUGGGAUCUCGAAAGAAUUUGUGUGUAAAUCCCAAGGUCCAAGCACUGGAUAACAGCACUGCAAUCAAUGAGCGGUGUUUAGAGCUGCAGCAGUCCGGUGUUGCUGCAGACAAGAAAUGUACCUAUCUCCCCAAGGAUGAUGACGCCUUGAAACUUCAGUUCCGAGACCAUGUAUUGGCGACAGUCAAAGACAUCGAAGAUAUUGGCAAAGUGGGAAAGGAGAUUGGCAUUUGCCCGUACUAUGCAUCUCGCGAGGUCAUUAAACACAGCGAGAUUGUGACACUGCCAUACCCUUUGCUGCUUCAAAGGUCUGCUCGCGAAGCCCUCAACCUGUCCGUGAAGGGCCAUGUGGUUAUCAUAGACGAGGCUCACAACCUCAUGGAUGCAAUCGCUGGCAUUCACUCGGUGACAGUCUCUUUGUGCCAAUUACAAACCGCAAUCUCGCAAUUGACCAUAUAUGCGCGCAAAUUUAAGACUCGCCUGAAAGGCAAAAACCGGAGUUAUGUUGCUCAGGUGAUCCGGCUGGUCAGUUCCAUUGCUAGUCAUCUCCGAUCAGUUUCUGAGCGAAAUGGCCCGUCAGAGGGUUCUGUUCAGUUUUCGGAUCUCAUGGCAGGCAAAGGAGUUGAUCAGAUCAACCCUUACAAGCUGUCUCGAUACUUGCAAGAGAGCAAGUUGGCUCGCAAGGUAGAUGGGUAUGUCGAAUCUUCAGAGAAAUCUCUACCAAGCCAGAAAAGCAAAACGACCACGCCCGUCCUCUUCCAUAUUCAGAGUUUUCUACUACCUUUAAUGAACCCCUCAGAAGAGGGUAGGCUUUUUUAUCAGAAGAAUCACGAUGAUCUAGUGUUGAAAUACAUGCUUCUUGACCCUACAAAUCAUUUCAGAGAGAUUGUUGAAGAUGCUCGAGCAGUCAUACUUGCAGGUGGAACAAUGUCUCCGAUGUCAGACUAUGCAAACCAUUUGUUCUCAUACGUCGCACCCGAGCGACUUGAUACGUUCACUUAUGGUCACGUCAUUCCGAAUACCAACUUGGUGGCGCAAUCACUAACCCGGGGGAUCCUGGGCUCGGAUUUUGACUUCACAUACGAGGCGCGUGGAUCUGAAAAGAUGAUCACAGACCUGGGACGAACUAUAGCCACACUAUGUCAAGCUAUUCCUGAUGGAGUCGUCGCAUUUUUCCCGAGUUACGACUACCUCAGCCAGGUCUUGAGCGUUUGGCAAAAGCCGAUUGCCAAUGGCAAUGGCCAAACGACCCUUAGCCUGAUCGAGCGGAAGAAGAAGAUUCUUUACGAAUCCCGUGAAGCAGUAAAAACCACUGAUACAUUGCUACAGGAGUACACCGAAGCUGUUGAAUCGGGAUCCGGAGCGUUGUUAUUAUCAGUGGUUGGUGGAAAGUUGUCAGAGGGUAUCAAUUUUUCUGACCGACUGGGACGAGCUGUGUUGAUUAUUGGUUUACCUUUUCCCAAUAUCCGCAGUGCAGUCUGGCAAGCAAAGAUCAAGUACAUUGAGGAGAAGACCUAUAAACAUGGCUCGGGGUCGGAAUCCGAAAAGAAGGCCAACGCCUUGGCCGCGGGUAGAGACUUUUAUGAAAAUUCCUGCAUGCGGGCCGUCAAUCAAUGCAUUGGACGAGCAAUUAGACAUGUAAAUGACUAUGCAGCCAUUAUCAUGCUUGAUCAACGGUAUGAUACGCCACGUAUUCAAAAGAAGCUGCCAGGCUGGAUCCAGGGAAGUCUGGUAGCCUCUUCAUCCGCACGACCAGCCCAAGUGACAGUGCAGCGACUGUCCAAGUUUUUUGCAGAAAAGUCAUAG